AUGGGAUGGCCGACGAUGUGGGUUGUGGUCUGGGUUUCUGAGGAGAAGUUUUGCAACAACGCUUGCGUGGAGAGGUUUCUGAAGGCUAAAGGGGACAGUGUGAAGAAAGCAGCCAAGCAGCUCCGGAAUUGUCUUUCAUGGAGAGACUCAAUUGGCACUGAUACUCUGAUAGCCGAUGAAUUCUCUGCCGAGCUCGCCGAAGGACUUGCUUAUGUUGCUGGUCACGAUGAUGAAUUAAGGCCUGUCAUGAUAUUCCGAAUGAAGCAAGAUUACCAUAAAUGCCAUUCUCAAAAACUGUUUACUAGGUUGCUUGUGUUCACUAUCGAAGUGGCUGUUCAAACCAUGGCCAAAAAUGUUGACCAAUUUGUCCUCCUAUUUGACGCCAGCUUUUUCAGAUCAGCUUCAGCUUUUAUGAACAUGCUGCUGACCACACUCAAGAUCAUAGCUGAUUACUAUCCGGCUCGCCUUCAUAGGGUCUUUGUCAUUGACCCGCCUUCUCUAUUUACUUAUCUUUGGAAGGGAGUGAAGCCGUUUGUCGAGCUUUCGCCUCUGACCUCGGUGGUCUCGUCUCUCGACUACGAAGACUCGCUCGAGUACAACAACAACGAUUUCGCGUUGUACCCACGAGCCGUCUCCAUGCGCUUCGACUCCUCUGCCUCGUCGGCCAAAGUAGGAGGCGGCGAGUGCUCGUCUUCGAGAUUCUCGUUCACGGUGUCGACCCACCACGUCGACUCCCUCAAGCCUUGGUACCUCUCCACGUCGUCAGCAGCUACUUCCAAGGUGGGCCCCACCAACCCCUCGUCAUCUGCCGCCAUCUCGCCCCACAACGCGCGGUCCCACUCGUUCGCGUCGCCACGUGGCGCGAGCAGAUCGAUCGACCCGGCCAUCAGGAAGAACUUCUUCCCGUCGACACCGAUGCCACAAAGGACCCAAAAGCUCGACCCGUCAAUGAUCCGACAGUACCCGAGGACUCCAAAGGCAUCGUUUCUUCAAUCUCCGGCGUUGUUCUUCAAGAGAGAUCAUCAUCACUACCACCACCAACAAAGUCGGGUCGACAAAUCUCGAGAGUCGUUUGUCCCGUUCGUCAACUUCUACCGAAGGCCGUACGAUGAGAUGAUCUAUCGGUCGAAGAUGAGGCCGCCCCUCGGCGGACUCGUCUCGAUCGUGUCCCCACAAGUUAGGCGCAGACACGUGUCCAUCUCUCAACGAUUCUAA
Molecule: messenger RNA, 1215 nt
Organism: Striga hermonthica
Lineage: Eukaryota; Viridiplantae; Streptophyta; Magnoliopsida; Lamiales; Orobanchaceae
Source: the annotation of a GenBank genome assembly